CAUUGGUUUACUUACGUUUCCACUAUCAUUUAAAUUUUGAUUUUGACGAAGUGACACAAACUGGAAAAGUCAAUGGCCUAAUGUUUACAUAUUUACACUUAGAACUGUGAAAGAUUCCAAGUGUCGAACGGUUCUUGGACGCAAACAGGAAUAAGUGAUGUGGAUCGUAACUCUUCUGUGCCUUUUCGUAAGCGGUACCGUAAGAUAUGGAGAAGCCAGCAUUUUGUUCCCAGAGGAAAAAUUGGGAUCAAACUGUAACACUUCACUUGGCCUGCAAACAUACUGGAUUCAGAACGCCGACAUAACCGCCUCGUCAAUUCGGGACAGCGCCCACGAUCCUGCACAGGCACGUCUCCAUGGUAACGGUGCAUGGAUGCCGCUUAUUCAAGACGCCAAUCAAUUUCUCCAGAUUGAUUUCGGAAACAAAGCUAAGGUGUCAGCGGUCGCCAUCCAGGGUCAUCCUACCAAUGACUUUUGGGUGUCAAAGUUUUCGUUAUCAUUUAGCAUGGAUGCCAAACGCUGGGAAGAUAUAUCGGAGGUCUUUGAAGGCAGUGGAAACAGACAUGAUGUCAAAACCACCCAACUAGAGGAACUUAAAAUAGCGCGGUUUUUACGCAUAAAGCCUACAGAGUGGAAUGGUGCAAUCGCUCUUCGAAUAGAAAUUUAUGGCUGCAUGGAAGAUUUUCCAAAGUGCGGAACCCGCCAACAAGACGAAAAUCAUCAUUCCCGCCGAAAGCGAGUUGUCGGCGGCAACAACGCUGCCCCAAACUCAUGGCCGUGGCAAGUUGAAAUACUGGAAAACGGGACGAAGCACUGGUGCGGUGGCUCCAUCAUUCAUCCCCAAUGGAUUAUAACAGCCGCUCACUGCGUGGAUGAAAUCUACUCAUUGGCACAAAAAGAAAUACGCAUUGGAGAGCACAACAGCAAGGUCCUCGAGGGGUACGAGGAGAUUAUCGAAGGAGACAGGUAUUACAUACAUCCGGGUUUUAAACACGACCGUCCGACGAUGAUCAGCGCUGGGGACUAUGACUUCGCUCUUUACCGUCUGAAAAGGCCAGUGACGUUCUAUAGUCGAGUCGGUCCGGUGUGUCUACCCGAAGAGGACUCCACUAUCAUCGACGAAGUUGGCCGAAUGUGCUUCUUGACCGGUUGGGGUCAUACUAAAGAAAAUGGAAAUUUUUCCGAUAUUCUCCAAGAGAACGAAGUGCCCAUAGUUUCUUUGGAGGAAUGCAAUAAAAAUUACUCGUAUAACGGUCACAUUAAGGAGCGUUACUUGUGUGCAGGAUAUCCUGAAGGUGGAAAAGACGCUUGUCAAGGAGAUAGUGGGGGGCCCCUAGUGUGUCAAGAUGGCGAAGGAAAAUGGGUGCUUGCUGGUGUGGUGACCUGGGGCAUCGGAUGUGCGAGAGCGCAAAAAUAUGGGGUUUACGCUGAUGUCCGCAGAUUUCUUCCCUUCAUUGAAAGCACCAUAUAUGGUUACCCACAAUGCGGUAAUCGGCCAUUUCCAUCCGUUAUGUCUCGCAUCGUUGGUGGUCGCGAAGCCCGCCCCAACUCCUGGCCGUGGCAGGUUGAUCUUCUGAUCAAUGGCAAUGCUCACCAUUGUGGAGGCUCUCUGAUUGAUCCUUUAUGGAUCGUGACGUCAGCUCACUGUUUCUACGAGUACACUAAACCAGACCAAUGGCAGGUCAGGGUUGGCGAACACAACGAGACGAAAUUCGAAGGAUACGAGGAAAUGAUUGAUAUUGAAAGCAUAACAAUCCAUCCCGGAUUCGAAAUAGGCAAUGGAAAACAUCCUGGCGAUUACGACAUUGCGAUCGUGAAACUCAGGCGACCAGCGGUUUUCCAUAAGUUAGUACAUGCCAUUUGUCUUCCAGACAUGGAAACUAGUCUACCAACUGGUCAAUCCUGUUUUGCCACCGGAUGGGGAAGGCAACAAGAAAAUGCGAAUGAGUACUCGGAUGUUCUUCGAGAAGUCGAGGUGAACCUGGUAUCUAAAAAAGUUUGUAACAGCAACAUCUCUUAUAAUGGGAUUAUACACGAGCGUUAUUUAUGCGCCGGUGUUCAAGCUGGAGGUAGAGACUCGUGCGUGGGUGACAGUGGAGGGCCACUGGCCUGUCCAAAGGAAGAUGGAAGUUUUACCUUGACCGGAAUUGUUUCAUGGGGAGAAGGCUGCGCUAGAGCUGAUAAAUAUGGCGUGUAUUUAGAUGUGCGCUACAUGUUGCCAUUCAUUGAAAGCACUCUACACGGAUAUCCCUCCUGUGGCGUUCGUCCAGUUCCUUCUCCUUCCUCUCGAAUCGUAGGAGGCCUGGAAGCUCGCCCCAACACUUGGCCGUGGCAAGUUGAUCUUCUUGUUAAUGGCACUUCUCACUAUUGUGGAGGCUCGCUAAUUGAUCCUUUAUGGGUCGUGACCUCAGCCCAUUGUUUCUAUUUUAUUCCCCCAGUAAACUGGUGGCAUGUUAGGGUUGGGGAGCAUAACGAGACAAAAUUCGAAGGCUACGAGGAAAAGAUCGAGAUUGAAAACGUCACGUUACAUCCAGGAUUAGACAUGACUUUCGAACCCGGAGAUUACGACUUCGCCCUCGUCAAGCUCAAGCGACCAGCGGUGUUUCACAGCCGAGUGCACUCAAUAUGUUUGCCUGAUAUGGAAACUAGCUUUCCACCUGGUAAAACAUGUUUUGCCACCGGAUGGGGAAAGCAACAAGAAAAUGCAACUAAGACCUCGGAUGUUCUCCGAGAAGUGGAGGUGAACCUCGUAUCUAAAGAAGUCUGUAAUAGCAAUACUUCUUACAAUGGUAGAAUACCCGAACGUUAUCUUUGCGCUGGUUUUCAAGCCGGCGGUAAGGACUCGUGUAGCGGUGAUAGCGGAGGACCGCUGGCAUGUCAAAAUGAAGAUGGUCGUUUCAUUCUGACCGGCGUUGUAAGCUGGGGAGAAGGUUGCGCCCGAGCUAAUAAAUAUGGCGUGUAUUUAGAUGUGCGCUACAUGUUGCCAUUCAUUGAAAGUACCCUAUACGGUCAUCCAAAGUGUGGCACCCGAUUUCUAUCUUCGGAAACUCCUCCUGCUCUCAGCCAAAACGAAGCUCGUCCCAACUCCUGGCCAUGGCAGGUUCAGCUGCUAUUCAGUGAUAAGCAUGCGUGUAGCGGCUCUUUAAUCGACCGGUACUGGGUUCUGACAUCGGCAACUUGCGUGAACACAAGCCAUAGUGUUGAUGACUGGACGGUUCGGCUCGGUGAACACGACCGAACAGUCAUCGAGAGAUAUGAAGAAAGCAUUAAAGUGAAAGAAAUUUACACCAGUCCAAAACAUCAUAUCUCACUGCUGAAAAUGAAACGAGAAGCUGUCCUUCACAAGCGAGUUCUUCCUAUCUGUCUCGCGGAAGAAGAUGCAAACGUUACUGUAAAUUCUUCGUGUUAUGUGACUGGUUGGCAGUCUCCCAAAAAGGACGGGAAUUUAACGGCUGUGUUAAACGAAGCCCGAGUUGAAAUGACCCCAUUUCAAGACUGUAAUGCUUCUUAUACUGGAAAACUCUCCGAGUAUGAAAUUUGUGCAAACUUCACCCGAGAAGAAGCCCAAGUUUGCAAUGUCGAAAGAGGUGCACCUCUAGUUUGUCCUGGGAUCGAUGGACGAUAUGUGUUAACAGGGGUAGCUUCUGCUGAAGACGUGUGUUCAAAUGUAGGACAAUAUGGUGUCUUUAUUGACGUUAAAAUGAUGCUUUCGUUUAUCAAUAACACUAUUACCACAAACAAGGAUCCAGUCAGUGUUUAACUAGUUUUACGUAAGUUAGCAGUAAAGCAGCCCUCACUUGUGUGUCGAAGAUAAUUCUAUAUUGCAAUGCUGUUGUUUUAAUAAAUUGUGUAAUUGACCUUGAA
Molecule: messenger RNA, 3864 nt
Organism: Stylophora pistillata
Lineage: Eukaryota; Metazoa; Cnidaria; Anthozoa; Scleractinia; Pocilloporidae
Product: transmembrane protease serine 9
Biological process (GO): proteolysis
Molecular function (GO): serine-type endopeptidase activity
Source: RefSeq, a predicted model, not a curated record